GACUCCUGGCUCAACCACGCUCGAACAGCUCUGAGCAUGUGCUCAGGGUCAGGCACUGCAGAGGCAGCCCGAUCUGUCGUGCAAGCAGUAGUUCAGAAGUGGCCUGCGCCGGGCAAUGUUUCGAUGGAUAUUCGAACCGUGGCUUGGUGGGAGCAAGCCCACGAGUGUCACCAGCUACUAUACGACAACCACUUGUGGUGCAACAGCGUUGUGCAGUAUGAGCACGAGACCCCACAUCUGUUUUACGACGUCAUGAGCCUUUACAAGCCCAAUCUGUUCGUCGCUGGAACAGGGUACAGAAAGAAGCGUCGAAUCCUCAUGAAAGCCAACGUGAGCCAAUGCCUGGACUGCGGCACACACUCUGUCGCAGACAGCGACUUCAGGUGUUUCGCACCUUACGCCGACAUGUCCGUGUCAGGCCUCCCCUGCACCGAUAUGAGUAAGAUGGGCUAUCAAUUGAAACGCGAGGGCGAGACUAGCGCUGUUUAUAUCGCCCAUGGGCGGUUUGUUCAGGAAAGGCGCGUGCCUCUUCUCGUGCUGGAGUGCACGCCGGACUUGGACAUGGGCAUGGUCGAGGACACCCACCCGGACUUCGACUGGUACCAGUUGUUCAUGACUCCAGGCGACACAGGACAUCGUGGAAUGGCCAGGGACAGGACAUACGUGGUGGGCUGCCACAACCAACGCACCACCUGCAAGCACGACAUGGAGCAGCUCCUGCAAGCUUUCUCGAAGCGCAUGAGUCGGAAAGUUCAGACAGUGCCCUCGGAUUACUUUUUUGCGGACCAGGUAGAAGUAUCCUUGGAAGCGCGCACCCUUGCCGAGCGCAGGGGCAUCGAAUUCCGGCCCGGCGUUUUCGACCUGACAUACCUUUUGUCGGAAGCAGAAAGGCGCCGUCUCAAUCGCUACGUGUCGGACUUCCAGCAGAAGUUCGGCCGUGAUGCGUGCCAGGACCGCGACCUAGUCGUGUUUCUCGGCGACGAUCCGGACAAAGGAUGGCGAACCUGGUCAGCUACCUCGGCGGCUAUCCCGACUUUCCGCAGGAACGUCAGGACGGGGCUCAUGUGGAGCCCGUACUGGCGCAGGUGGCUCACUCCACGCGAGAAGCUGGCGGCUAUGGGCUGGCCGGUCUUGCCAGACAUGGCAGCAGCGAUGCAGUGCAGUGUAGUUCCAGCGAGGGAUGUUUUCAGAGCAGCAGCAUUGGCUGGGAAUGCCAUGCAUUUCAACUGCGUGGCAUGGGCACAGCUGCUGGCGCUUGCCUGCACGGCCCCGAUGACAGGGCUUCACUUCGGCUUAGGCUAUUGA
Molecule: messenger RNA, 1305 nt
Organism: Symbiodinium necroappetens
Lineage: Eukaryota; Dinophyceae; Suessiales; Symbiodiniaceae
Source: the annotation of a GenBank genome assembly